Xenopus tropicalis (tropical clawed frog) is the source of this 1890-nucleotide messenger RNA. It is a transcript of the gene gna13, whose product is annotated as guanine nucleotide binding protein (G protein), alpha 13. Gene Ontology annotation, biological process: signal transduction; G protein-coupled receptor signaling pathway; Rho protein signal transduction. The record is from RefSeq and is marked provisional. NCBI's taxonomy places the organism in Eukaryota, Metazoa, Chordata, Amphibia, Anura, Pipidae. Gene Ontology annotation, cellular component: plasma membrane; heterotrimeric G-protein complex; cytoplasm. Gene Ontology annotation, molecular function: guanyl nucleotide binding; metal ion binding; GTP binding.
GCCGGGUUCGGGCCGCGCCCCCAGUUCCCGCGUUGCUCGGUGUAGACGAGACGUUUCCCAGCGCGGCGGAACCCUAGAGAAACGAUAGCCGCUUUCUCUGCCUCACACACCGGCGCCUUAGCGAACGGAAGGAACCGCGCGUUCCCGCCUUCCACUCAGAGCGAAAGGAGUCGGGGGCGCGCACGUACCCACCCAGCGCCGCUCCCGCGCACGCACCGCCAGGACCGCUCCCCCGUCCCAGGGCCGCCGAUGAGGCAGGAGUGAGCCAGGGCGAGUGUGUGUAAGAUGGCGGACUUCCUGCCGUCCCGCUCCGUGCUGUCCGUGUGCUUCCCCAACUGUGUGCUCACCAGCCGGGAGGCCGAGCAGCAGCGCAAGUCCAAGGAGAUCGAUCGCUGCCUCUCCCGGGAGAAAACCUACGUCAAGCGCCUGGUGAAGAUCCUGCUGCUGGGGGCCGGGGAGAGCGGCAAGUCCACCUUCCUCAAGCAGAUGCGCAUCAUCCACGGGCAGGACUUCGACCUGCGGGCCAAGGAGGAGUUCCGGGCAACCAUCUACAGCAACGUCAUCAAAGGGAUCCGAGUACUGGUGGACGCGCGGGAGAAACUGCACAUUCCAUGGGGCGACCCGGCCAAUCAGAAGCACGGAGAAGUGAUGAUGGCAUUUGACACGCGGUCGGCCAUGGUGGCCCAGGGCAUGGUGGAAACGCAAGUCUUCGUGUCUCACCUGCUAUCCAUCCGGUCCCUGUGGGCCGACACCGGCAUACAGACGGCUUACGACCGGCGCCGAGAAUUCCAGUUGGGGGAGUCAGUGAAGUAUUUCUUGGACAAUCUGGACAAGUUGGGCGACAAGGACUAUCUCCCAAGCCAGCAAGACAUCCUGCUAGCCCGGCGGCCCACCAAAGGCAUCCACGAGUACGACUUCGAGAUCAAGAACGUCCCCUUCAAGAUGGUGGACGUGGGCGGGCAGCGGUCGGAGCGCAAGCGCUGGUUCGAGUGUUUCGACAGCGUCACCUCCAUCCUGUUCCUGGUGUCGUCGAGCGAAUACGACCAAGUGCUGAUGGAGGACCGACAGACCAACCGCCUGACCGAGUCGCUCAACAUCUUCGAGACCAUCGUGAACAACCGCGUGUUCAGCAACGUCUCCAUCAUCCUGUUCCUCAACAAGACGGACUUGCUGGAGGAGAAGGUGCGGAUAGUCAGCAUCAAGGACUACUUUGCCGAUUUCGAGGGCGACCCCCACUGCCUGGAGGAUGUGCAGAAGUUCCUGGUAAAUUGCUUCCGGAACAAGCGGCGGGAUCAGCAGCAGAAGCCGCUCUACCACCACUUCACCACCGCCAUAAACACGGAGAACAUUCGCCUGGUUUUCCGCGACGUGAAAGAUACCAUUCUCCACGACAACCUCAAACAGUUGAUGCUGCAGUAACGACUUUUAUCCGGGUUUUUAUUUGCCAUUUUAUAGGCUUUGUUUCCCCUUUUUUUUAAGUUUACAUCAUGAGAGGCAAAUUGCGUUUUAUUUUUUUUUUUUAAUUUGCGGGGCGAGUGCCCUCAGCUUCUAUUGGACGCCUGGCUGAACGCUCCCCUUCUACAUAGUAUUGCCGAAGAGAAGCCUCGCUCUGAGCGACAGAUUCACGCCAUUGCGGCCGUCCUGCACGGCUCCCACCGGCCUCAACGUCGCAGGAAAUGCGCUCACUUCCAUACGGAUGAUUUGAUUUCUUCUCAGUUGCCAACUUGUGGGUCUGAUGCUUCAGCCGCAGGGAUGCGCAGCUACCAGCCCCCUCCCCCGCUGGCAGCUGAAGGGUUAAGAUGCCGGGAGUUGCCAUUGAGCUUCCUAUAACUGCUGUUAGUGCUGUGCCUUUGCCCAGAGAUAAGCACAAAAAAAUUGUUUUUAAAAAAA